UGGGUAGGUAGGUUGACUCUUUAACUCCGGAUAACUGAAGGGUGGAAGGUAGCAUGCUUGUCUUCACAGAAAACUGAAAUGGUAAGGAAUGGGUUAAACACAGAGUAGAAGCAUGCCUCUGGACUGCCAUCCUCAGGAAGGCUAUUAUGGGAUGUUGCCUUCAGUGAGCACUGGGUAUCCCCACCCUGGAAAAAGCGGUUUCCUGCACCUAGCCUGUGUUUAUAGGUACCUUGACUCACGUGAAACACCACUUCUCCCUUUCACCGAGAUCUUGCUCUGCAUUCUCCUUGGCUCCUCAGCUCCUGUGGUCUCUAUGGACUGGCUCUAGCCCUUGUUAUUUGGAAUCAGAUUGCCAGGGGCACUCAUGAAGUGAAACUCACAGAGCAUGAGUUUCAGUUCUGUGAGGCACACUAGGCAGGGCUGCCGGGCCAUGUGGCUCUAGGCUCGGCUUUCAGAGGAACCUCAGCACUUGCUUUUGAAAUCUAGAUUUGCAUAACAGCUUUAUGUUGAAAAUAGAUGGGUAUUCUUAGACACCAAGACUCUAGGAGCAUACAGAGGUUGUUGAUCUCAGCUGGGGAGGAAGGCAAGCACAGGUACCAUUCCUGACGGUGGUCAAACUGAUUUAGAGAUGGGGUGGGGUGACCUGGGUGUGAAUGGAGAACCUUCCAGAGAGACUCCAAAUUUAGACCGGAUGGCUGCAGAAGGGAUGCUUUUCCCAAGCUUCUAUUCUGCCAACCCUUUGUGCUCACCAUCUAGGGCAGCCCUGCUCACAGGACGGCUGCCCAUCCGCAAUGGCUUCUACACAACCAACGCACAUGCAAGGAAUGCUUAUACGCCUCAGGAGAUCAUGGGCGGGAUCCCUAACUCAGAACACCUCCUGCCUGAGCUCCUGAAGAAGGCAGGCUAUACCAACAAGAUCGUGGGCAAGUGGCAUCUGGGUCAUAGGCCACAGUUCCACCCCCUGAAGCAUGGAUUUGAUGAGUGGUUUGGAUCCCCCAACUGUCACUUUGGACCGUACAACAACAAGGUCAAACCCAACAUCCCUGUGUACAAGGACUGGGAGAUGGUUGGCAGAUUUUAUGAAGAGUUCCCAAUUAACUGGAAGACUGGGGAAGCUAACCUCACCCAGCUCUACUUACAAGAAGCUCUGGACUUCAUCCAGACACAAAAUGCGAGGCAGAGCCCCUUCUUCCUCUACUGGGCCAUUGACGCCACACAUGCACCAGUUUAUGCCUCAAGACAGUUCUUGGGUACCAGCCUUCGAGGGCGGUAUGGCGAUGCCGUUCGGGAAAUAGACGACAGUGUUGGAAAGAUCCUGAGCCUUCUGCAGAACUUGGGCAUCAGUAAGAACACAUUUGUCUUCUUCACGUCUGAUAAUGGUGCAGCCCUCGUUUCUGCUCCCAAAGAAGGUGGCAGCAAUGGUCCUUUCCUGUGUGGGAAGCAGACUACAUUUGAAGGCGGGAUGAGGGAGCCUGCGAUUGCAUGGUGGCCAGGGCACAUUGCUGCAGGCCAGGUCAGCCACCAGCUGGGAAGUAUUAUGGAUCUCUUCACUACCAGCCUAUCCCUCGCAGGCCUGAAGCCCCCCAGUGACAGGGUAAUUGACGGACUUGACCUCCUCCCCACCAUGCUCCAGGGCCAGAUGACAGACAGGCCCAUAUUUUAUUACCGUGGCAACACUCUGAUGGCAGUCACUCUUGGCCAGUACAAAGCGCACCUCUGGACUUGGACCAACUCCUGGGAGGAGUUCAAACAGGGCAUUGACUUCUGCCCCGGGCAGAAUGUUUCAGGGGUCACAACCCACACCCAGGAAGAACACACGGAACUACCCCUGAUCUUCCACCUGGGACGUGACCCAGGAGAGAGAUUCCCACUCAGCUUCGCCGGUGAUGAGUACCAGCAUGCCCGCAGCAGGAUCACCCAGGUUGUGCAGCAGCACCAAAAGUCCUUGGUCCCCGGACAGCCCCAGCUCAACGUGUGUAACCAGGCUGUCAUGAAUUGGGCACCCCCAGGCUGUGAAAAACUAGGGAAGUGUCUGACACCUCCUGAGUCUGUCCCUGAGAAGUGUUUCUGGGCCCAUUAGCCGAGAUCAAAAUCUCCAGCCAGCCCUGCAAGUGCCUGGAAGACCUUGAUCUUGGGACUGAUAGAUUGAAGAGACCAACUACCCUCUGCCCACCCAUCCCUGGAUGGACGGCCCUUGCAAGGCUCCAAGACUGCCCACCCUGACCCUGGAUGCUCUCUAUCACUGUGGCCCAUCUUGCCAACCGGAUACUGAAAAAGAAGCCACUCUCCUACCCCAGGUGGCCUUGACCACCAUCCAUGCUUCAGCCCAGGGUCUGAUGCACUGUCACUGUCCCUGCAUACAUUUCAACCUUGGUGCCAUAGACAAAAGUGAAGAUUUCAGUGCAAUAUCAAGGAACCACCAUCCACCUGAUCAUCUUGGGCCAACCUACCUCUUCUCCCACUGGCUACAAACAAAAGACAAAGAUAGCACAUUUUCCAGUCCAGGUGACAUCUGUCACCACUCCACGGAGAUAGGAAGAUGAUAUCUUAAGUUUCUGACCCUGGAUCAGUGUACUAUGGGGGCACUUCGGUACCUGCCACCUGUCAUGUGCUCCACAUAAUCUCCAAGACCCUUUCUCUGAAGGCUCAUGGGAGUUGUCUGUUAUGAACAAGUUUUCACAUCUGUGCAAUAGUUGUAAUGCCAAAGCUGAAUUGUAAGGUUGGAAAAUGAUGAUGAAGGGAUUGAGGGCAAGAAUAAAGGAACAGGAGGGGUGUUAGCUGUG
Mastomys coucha (southern multimammate mouse) is the source of this 2783-nucleotide messenger RNA. It is a transcript of the gene Galns, whose product is annotated as galactosamine (N-acetyl)-6-sulfatase. The record is from RefSeq and is a predicted model, not a curated record. The coding region runs from base 629 to 2080 and encodes 483 amino acids. Lineage: Eukaryota; Metazoa; Chordata; Mammalia; Rodentia; Muridae. Gene Ontology annotation, molecular function: N-acetylgalactosamine-6-sulfatase activity; arylsulfatase activity. The transcript has 14 exons.